Photinus pyralis (common eastern firefly) is the source of this 1489-nucleotide messenger RNA. Its product is annotated as succinate--CoA ligase [ADP/GDP-forming] subunit alpha, mitochondrial-like. Gene Ontology annotation, cellular component: mitochondrion; succinate-CoA ligase complex (ADP-forming). The transcript is spliced from 6 exons. Gene Ontology annotation, molecular function: succinate-CoA ligase (ADP-forming) activity; succinate-CoA ligase (GDP-forming) activity. The record is from RefSeq and is a predicted model, not a curated record. Bases 147 to 1139 code for a protein of 330 amino acids. Lineage: Eukaryota; Metazoa; Arthropoda; Insecta; Coleoptera; Lampyridae. Gene Ontology annotation, biological process: tricarboxylic acid cycle.
CUCUCUCAUUUCAGCUACUCCUUGUAUUGUGGUUAACAAGAACAGAUAUCUUAUCCAUUGAAUAUUUAAAUUAUUAUGGUUAAAUUUAUAAAAACGGCUUAUUUUUAACUUACAAUUCAAUUGUUACUUACUGCUUUUGUUCAAAUAUGGUUGUGUUAAGUAGGAUGUUUUCUAGAAUAAUAGCUGGAAGUCUAAGACAUACUCAGAUUGUCCGAUUUAACAGUUAUGAGGCCACUCGCAAAAAUUUAAAAAUUAAUAGCAAUACAAAAGUGAUAUGCCAAGGGUUUACCGGUAAACAAGGGACAUUUCAUAGUAAACAAGCUAUAGAAUAUGGAACUAAUGUUGUCGGCGGAGUUUCUCCUGGUAAAGGAGGCCAGAUGCAUCUUGGUCAGCCAGUGUUUAAUACUGUUAAGGAAGCGAUGAAUGCAACUGGUGCCGAUGCGACUGUCAUCUACGUUCCGCCUCCAGGAGCUGCAGCUGCCAUUAUGGAGGGCAUAGAUGCCGAAAUUCCUCUCAUCGUAUGCAUCACUGAGGGCAUUCCACAGCAGGACAUGGUUAGAGUUAAGCACAAACUAUUGAGACAGAACAAAACACGCUUGCUCGGCCCUAACUGUCCCGGAAUAAUUGCCCCCGAAGAAUGUAAAAUUGGCAUAAUGCCCGGUCACAUACACCAGAAAGGUAGAAUAGGAGUUGUCUCAAGAUCGGGCACGUUAACGUACGAAGCCGUACAUCAAACUACGCAAGUCGGAUUAGGCCAAACGUUAUGUAUCGGCAUCGGCGGUGAUCCGUUUAACGGUACCGACUUCAUAGACUGCCUAGAAGUAUUUUUACAGGAUCCGAAAACUAAGGGAAUUAUUCUUAUUGGAGAAAUUGGUGGAGUUGCCGAAGAAAAUGCUGCGGAAUAUCUCUUAAAGCACAAUUCGGGGCCAGAUGCAAAACCGGUAGUGUCGUUCAUUGCUGGACUGUCUGCACCACCUGGCCGUAGGAUGGGACAUGCUGGCGCCAUCAUUUCUGGAGGCAAAGGUGGUGCUCGUGACAAAAUUAAUGCACUGGAGAAGGCCGGUGUAGUUGUAACAAAAUCACCUGCACAAAUGGGAAUAACUAUGUCAAAGGAAAUGAGGCGUUUAGAGUUAGCGUAAUUGACGUGUUCUACUAUGGUCAUCAAGCCACUAUAGAAGAUUUUAACUUAAUGUUUUGUUUUAAAUUGUUGUAUUAUAUACUACUGUUACACAUGUUAUUUUAUAUCUAUUUGUCAUGUUUAUUUGCGUUUUUGCAUUCUCAUCGUUCCAUCUUUAGUAAUUUUUUACCGCAUUAUUUUAUGAAUCUUCUAGUGAGCUCGAUUAAAUAUUUUUGCAUGUUGCUUGCUUCGUAUGUGUUAGUGUUUAAACACAUACAUAGAUAAAUGUCUUGUAUACAUAAUGGUCCUACUAUACGUUGUUAUCUUACCUACAUAGAAGCUGUUUAAUAUAAAAUACAUCUCUAUAACAUA